Messenger RNA from Liolophura sinensis, 4533 nucleotides. Its product is annotated as transcription elongation factor SPT5-like. The transcript has 27 exons. Gene Ontology annotation, cellular component: DSIF complex. Bases 158 to 3379 code for a protein of 1073 amino acids. Gene Ontology annotation, biological process: transcription elongation by RNA polymerase II; transcription elongation-coupled chromatin remodeling; regulation of transcription by RNA polymerase II. The record is from RefSeq and is a predicted model, not a curated record. NCBI's taxonomy places the organism in Eukaryota, Metazoa, Mollusca, Polyplacophora, Chitonida, Chitonidae. Gene Ontology annotation, molecular function: protein binding; mRNA binding.
GGUGGAUGACGAUCUCGAACUAUUAACACUGUUGUCUAAGAAGCUUCAACUUUGGAUAGAGCUGAUAUUGUGUAAUUUUCUGGUUCCUAAACAACUCCUUUUCGCGUCAUUUCCGGUUUGUGGAUUUGCCCCGCAUUUUCACCACAACAGGCUAAUAAUGUCAGACAGUGAAGGAAGUGCUUUUUCUGAUGCCGAAUCUGAGCAUAGUCUACCUCAAGACAGUGAGGGGGAGGAUGGAGAUGCCGCAGAUAAGAGUAGUGACACAGGAGAGCCCUCUAGUGGUGGAAAGAGGAAGCAUAUUUUAGAUGAUGAUGAUGACGACGACGAUGAAGAUGAUGACGACUAUGACGAAGAAGAGGAUGAAGAUGAGUUGGAAGGCAAGCACAGAAAGAAAAAGAAACCUCGUCAUGGAGGAUUUAUUCUGGAUGAAGCUGAUGUGGAUGAUGAAGCUGAGGAUGAAGAUGAGGAAGCAUGGGAGGAGGGAGCAGAAGAUAUAAUAGAUAACAAGGCUUCCUUCCGGGGACCAGAUGCUAAAGAUAUUGAGGGCAAAAGGCGUUUGGAACAAAUCUGGAACAGUGAGAGAGAAGAAGAGAUAGAAGAUUACUACAGGAGGAAGUAUGCCGACGUAUCUGCUGCUGAGAGAUAUGGGGAAGGCAUUGGCAUGUCUGAGGAGAUCACACAACAGGGCCUGCUUCCAGGAGUCAAGGACCCUAAUCUGUGGGUUGUUAAGUGUAGGAUGGGAGAGGAACGAGCCACUGCUAUUGCACUCAUGAGGAAGUUUAUAGCAUAUCAGUUUACAGAUGAGCCGUUGCAAAUAAAGUCAGUGAUAGCCAAAGAGAGCCUGAAGGGCUAUAUCUAUGUGGAGUCCUACAAACAGACUCACAUCAAGCAGGCUAUAGAGGGUGUGGGCAAUCUGCGAAUGGGCAUGUGGCAACAACAGAUGGUUCCAAUCAAAGAGAUGACAGAUGUGUUGAGAAUUGUGAAGGAGACAUCUGACCUUAAACCUAAGGCCUGGGUUCGUUUAAAAAGAGGCCUGUAUAAGGAUGACUUGGCUCAGGUGUAUUAUGUUGAGCCGUCACAGAACAUCGUUAACCUCAAACUCAUUCCCAGAAUUGAUUACUCUCGCCCCAGAGGACUGCUGAGGAAUUCUAAUGUUGCGGAUGCAGAGAAGCGAAAACGCCGUGGCAAACCACCACCCAAACUGUUUGAUGUUGAUGCCAUCAGGAAUAUUGGAGGUGAAGUUACCAUGGAUGGAGACUACCUUAUUUUUGAAUCUAACCGAUACAGCAGGAAGGGUUUUCUCUUCAAAAACUUUGUGACCAAUGCCAUUGUGGCUGAAGGUAUUAAGCCAACACUGGCUGAAUUGGAGCGCUUUGAGGAGCAGCCAGAGGCAAUGGAUAUGGAAUUAAUCCCAGGUAAAAGCACAACAGAAAUCAAUCAUAAUUUUGCUCCUGGGGAUUUUGUGGAAGUGUGUGAGGGAGAGUUGAUUCAUCUCCAGGGAAAGAUUGUGAAGGUGGAUGGCAAUAAAGUCAUCAUGAUGCCCAAACACGAGGAUCUGAAGGACUUACUGGAGUUUCCUGCCCAUGAGCUGAAGAAGCACUUUAAGAUGGGUGACCACGUGAAGGUGAUAGGUGGGCGUUACGAGGGUGACACAGGGCUAAUCGUCCGUGUGGAGGAGAAUAUGGUCGUCCUCUUCUCUGACCUUACCAUGCAUGAGUUAAAAGUGCUACCCAAAGACGUUCAGCUAUGUACUGAUGUGGCUACUGGUGUAGAUUCACUGGGACAGUUUCAGUUUGGAGAUCUUGUACAGCUAGACCCACAGACUGUAGGGGUCAUUGUGCGCCUAGAGAAAGAAAAUUUUCAAGUGUUAAACAUGUUUAAUAAGGUUUUGAGUGUAAAACCACAAGCAGUCAGCAGAAAGAAAGAUACAAGAAAUGCUGUGGCAUUGGAUUCAGAGAACAACAAUAUACAAGUCAAAGACAUAGUGAAAGUGAUAGAUGGUCCGCAUUCGGGAAGACAGGGAGAGAUCAAACACUUGUUCAGGAGUUUUGCUUUCCUUCUUUCUCGUAUGAUGACGGAGAAUGGAGGAUACUUUGUCUGUCGUGCCCGGCACCUGGCUCUUGCAGGUGGCUCUAAGCAGACAUCUAGUUUGAGCAUUGGAGGAUUUGCUCCCAUGUCCCCAAGGUUAUCGAGCCCGUCCCACCCCAGCAGUGGAGUAGGAGGAGGUGGUGCUGGAGGCGGGACUCCAGGAAGGGGACGUGGAGCAUUAAGCAGGAGGGAUAAGGAGCUGAUUGGUCAGACUGUACGAAUCGUACAAGGACCAUUUAAAGGUUAUAUUGGUAUUGUGAAAGAUGCUACAGAAUCCACUGCUAGAGUUGAACUCCAUUCCAGCUGUAAAACAAUAUCUGUGGAUAGAUCUCGUCUUAGCUCUCUCACAGGCCAGAGGCCUGGUGGUGCGACAUCUGUUCGCAACAGGACCCCAAUGUAUGGAAAUCAGACCCCAAUGCACUCUGGAUCAAGGACCCCCAUGUAUGGCUCACAGACACCAUUGUAUGACGGCAGUCGCACACCUCAUUAUGGCAGCCAGACACCGCUGCAUGAGGGCAGUAGGACACCCAGCAGCAGUGGGGCCUGGGACCCAGCAAAUGCCAACACACCCUCAAGAACAAAUGAGUUUGACUACCAGUAUCAGGAUUCACCUAGCCCGUCUCCUGCUGACUAUGGAGCUAUGACACCUAACCCGGCCACCCCGGGAUACCAGGCAGACACCCCCAGCCCCAUGGGGCCUUACACCCCUCAGACCCCGGGCAGUGCCUACUCCCCCUAUCAGGCCUCACCCUCACCUGCUGGCUAUCAAGCCUCCCCAAGUCCGUCUGGAUUUGCUGGCACCCCUAGUCCAGCAGGAUACCAGCCAACCCCAUCCCCUGGUGGGUAUGCAGGUACCCCCUCCCCAUCAGGGUACAGCCCCCAGACCCCUGGUAACCCCUUCACUCCACAGACACCUGGUUCAGCCAUGGAAUCCAACACAACAGACUGGCACACAACCGAGAUUGAGGUGAAAAUCAAAGAGACUCACGAAGAUGCUAACCUCAUCCUACAGACUGGGGUUAUACGCAGUGUAUCAGGAGGUAUGUGUUCUGUAUUCAUCCCGGAUCUGGCAAAGGUUGUCAAUGUGGCCUCCGUACAUCUACAGCCAGUCCCUCCAGAGAAGGGCGAUAGAGCUAAGGUUAUACUGGGUCAAGAAGAGCGUGAAUCAACAGGCACCUUGUUAAGUAUUGACGGUGCAGAGGGUGUGGUGAAGCUUGACAGUGUCACAGGUCUCAACGACGACAUCAAGAUGUUACCCAUACAUUUCCUCUGUAAGAUGCCCAACAAUUAGCACAGCCCUGUCCAGUGGCUCAUCUUUAUAUAUUUGCAUCGAAAAGAACCGCUGAGCAUUUCCUUACUGCACAAGAACAGACAAUUUGGGGCUACACAGACCUGAUCAUGUGUAAAUUAUAACGUUUGUAUUUUUGUUUAUAUCCUUUUUUUCCCCCCUUCAAAUUGAGGCAAACAUUUGGUGUUUAAGUACAGUUGUUGUUGUUCAGGACAAGUAUUCGUACAACUACAAAAAACUUCCCACCCUGUGCAAAGCUGUAUUAAAGCUACUUUUGUGAAAAGUAAAUAGAUAAUAGCAUGGCAGUUGACCAUGUUGUUACUUCGGAUGCCUAAGAUAUGAAGUACUAGUCAUUUGCCUUAGACCGUCUUCAUUUUAUCAAGAUAGACUUUGCAUAUAGCUACUCAUUACUGAUGACUGGUAAAAUCUGAUCACAAGCAUUUUGCACUACGUUUAGCUAGCUCCCGGUUUGCUGUCCUGAACAUAAUGCCAGUGUACUUUUUGGAGCAUACAUUUCCAUCGGCUCCUGAAGUUUGUCUGUCACAUAUGUUUAAGUGCUUUAAAUAUGGUACAUUUGAUUGGCUUGUAAAAAACGGUAUGAAAUUUUCUAUUUGCAUUUGUCUUUUCUCAACUUUAGAAGAUAAGUUUGGGAUAGAGUUAACGGAGAUGCCAUAGAGCAGGCACAUCAUAACAGGAAUCAUGUGUAAGGGAGACCAUCACUGCUGGGCUUCAUCACUUUAUGUCAAUAUUGUGCUUUGUUUCUCUUGAGAGAUGACUAGUGUGAUUUGUACAUUGCUUCAAUGGUAAUUAAAGGUGACCUUUACAAUCAUUAAAAACUGUUUCCAUUCUUUGGUCUGUUGAAGUUACUGACCUGGGUAUGGUUGCACGAAGCCCUCAGAGCAUGAUGUGCACAUAAAGACCUGGGCAAUCGGCACUGAAGGCUUGUUAGCAUGAAAGUUGCGUGCUCGUAACGUUAAGUGGACACCAUGUAAGAAGGCCUUGUUGUUUGAUGACUCAUUAAAUUUGUCAGAGAUAGCGCAUUAACAUACAUUUAGUUCCUGAUUUUAUAGUGAUAAUAUGCCUAAUGACCAUUUAAACUAUCGACCAGUUGGAAGACCAAAACUGGUUUUGUUGAAGAUUAUAUGUAUUUGCCACAA